UUGGUGGCGGUAGUGCACCAAGUACUUUCGUGCCAGCCGCCAUAAAACAUCAAGCAGAAGAAGAAUCUUUCAUUAGAAGAUGGCGGACGAAGCUGCAUCCACAAAGAAGAAGAAGAAGUCGAAGAGAGUGGCUGAAGAUGUUGGGGAGAUCCAAGAGAGUCAAGAGUUUUUAAUCCAGCCAGACACCAAAGUCCCCACUUUGGACUCCUCCCAGUGGCCCUUGUUAUUAAAGAAUCUCCAUAAGCUGAACAUCCUUACAUCUCAUUACACCCCCAUACCCAGUGGCAGCAACCCGCUGAAAAGAAACAUCAGCGACUAUGUCAGGUCUGGAUUCAUCAACCUGGACAAACCAGCCAACCCUUCGUCUCAUGAGGUGGUGGCGUGGAUCCGGAGGAUCCUGCGAGUGGAGAAGACGGGCCACAGCGGGACUCUAGACCCAAAGGUCACUGGCUGCCUCAUCGUCUGCAUUGACCGAGCCACCAGACUAGUGAAGUCCCAGCAGAGUGCUGGUAAGGAGUAUGUGGGAAUCGUUCGGCUGCACAACGCAGUAGAGAGUGAACACGUGCUGGCCCGGGCCCUGGAGACCUUGACCGGAGCUCUAUUCCAGCGUCCUCCCCUCAUCGCUGCAGUGAAACGUCAGCUGAGAGUCCGAACCAUCUACGAGAGCAAGCUGAUCGAGUACGACCCAGAGCGGAGGCUGGGCAUCUUCUGGGUCAGCUGUGAAGCAGGAACUUACAUCAGGACUUUGUGUGUCCACCUGGGACUUCUACUUGGAGUUGGAGGACAGAUGCAGGAAUUGAGGAGGGUCCGGUCUGGAGUUCUGGGCGAGAAGGACAACUUGGUGACGAUGCACGAUGUUCUCGAUGCUCAGUGGCAAUUUGAUCACAAUAAAGAUGAGACUUAUCUGAGGAGAGUCAUCUUCCCUCUAGAAAAGCUGCUGGUGUCAUACAAACGGCUGAUGAUGAAGGACAGCGCGGUGAACGCCAUCUGUUACGGUGCCAAGAUCAUGCUUCCUGGUGUCCUCCGGUACGAAGACGGCAUAGAGGUUAACCAGGACAUCGUUGUCAUAACAACCAAAGGCGAGGCCAUCUGUACAGCGGUAGCACUGAUGACCACAGCAGUGAUCUCCACCUGUGAUCACGGCGUCGUGGCGAAGAUCAAGAGGGUGAUCAUGGAGAGAGACACGUAUCCACGGAAAUGGGGUCUGGGUCCAAAGGCAUGUAAGAAGAAGAUGAUGAUCAAACAAGGACUCCUAGACAAACACGGAAAGCCAAACGCCCAAACUCCUCAGGACUGGAAGGACGACUACGCAGACUACAGUGUUACUGUUAAGGAAGAACCAAAAGACACCCCUGCUAAGAGAAAACGGGAGGCUACAGAGUGUGACAGUGAAACCCCGGAGACUCCUUCUGCAGAGGUAAAGAAAGAAAAGAAGAAAAAGAAAAAAGCAAAAAUGGAGGAGGAGCCAGAAGUGAAGGAGGAGGAGCCAGAAGUGGCGGAGGAACCUGACACACAGGUUGAAAGAAAAUCAAAAAAGAAAAAGAAAAAACUAAAGGAAGCCGAUGCGUCGGAGUAAAUCACUCGCUCCAAACACUUGUAACCAUUUCCAUCCUCUAAAGUCGACCUCAGCGAAUCCCAGUGAAGAGCAUCUUUGGCUAAAUGGAACGUCCCCAUCACUGCAAAUCAUCUGAUCGAUAAAAGCUGCAGCAGUAGAAUGUGUUUGGGAAACCAUGAUAAUGCAACUUUAAAAAAAAAAUACCUUCUGAAGCAGCGUUGCCUCGUUUUAAAAUGGCUUCUGAUUCUGUAAGUGCUGCUAGACAGCAGGAGAAAUGGGGUCAAAAGUAAUAAGUUUGUAGAUUUGGUUUUCAGCCUUCUGGUGUUUGGCAUGGAGGCAGAAAGCAUGCUCACUUGUAAAUAUCUAACUUUUUUAUUUCAAAAUAAAUGUAUUCUGUGUAUAAAACGGGGAUUAAAGUUCUCUCAUUUCUAA
Nothobranchius furzeri (turquoise killifish) is the source of this 1987-nucleotide messenger RNA. RefSeq names its product dyskeratosis congenita 1, dyskerin (gene dkc1). Gene Ontology annotation, biological process: mRNA pseudouridine synthesis; rRNA pseudouridine synthesis; snRNA pseudouridine synthesis. Lineage: Eukaryota; Metazoa; Chordata; Actinopteri; Cyprinodontiformes; Nothobranchiidae. The record is from RefSeq and is a predicted model, not a curated record. Gene Ontology annotation, cellular component: box H/ACA snoRNP complex. Gene Ontology annotation, molecular function: RNA binding; pseudouridine synthase activity.